Acanthosepion pharaonis is the source of this 4872-nucleotide messenger RNA. The record is from the annotation of a GenBank genome assembly. Lineage: Eukaryota; Metazoa; Mollusca; Cephalopoda; Sepiida; Sepiidae.
AUGUCUCUCUCUCUCUCUCUCUCUCUCUCUCUCUCUCUCUCUCUACUUUUGUUCUCUCUUUCUCGCUACACCUACUUCGCAUUUUUCGUUCUUGUCAUUUUCUUUCAUUCUCUCGAUUAUUUAAUUUUUUCUUAUUUCUUGCCCUCUCUUUCUUUAUCUAUCUAUCUAUCUAUCUAUCUAUCUAUCUAUCUAUCUAUCUAUCUAUCUAUCUAUCCUUGUCAUUUUUUUUCUUUUCCUUGUUUUAUCUUUUUUCUCUCAUUUUUCCCCUUUCUUCAACGUUUUUUUUACUUUUUAUUCUAUCUGUUUUCCUUUCUCUCAACUAUCCACUCUCAAUGUUUUCUCAUUUCCUUUCAACGUUUCUAUUGUUUUUUCUUUUUUCCUUCCUUUCUCUAUCUGUUUUCUCUUUCUCUCUCUCUCAACUAUCCUCACCCCCUCUUUCUUUCAGAUUUGUUUUUUCAUUAUCCAAAAAAAAAUCUCAUUGCUCUUUAUCUUAGUUCUUAUUAUUGUCAGGCCUCCCUUUUCUUUCCCUUAGACCUUAUUUCCUUCUCUUUCUUUUUUGCUUAUUUUAGUUUUUUUUCUUUCUAUCUAUUCUUUCUUCUCUCUCUCUCUCUCACCGCCCCUCCUCUCUCUCUCUCUCUCUCAAAUACAUGUCCUAAAUUUGCAUUGUUUAGUCUUUUUUCUAUCUGUUCUCCUUUCUCAAACGUCCACUCUCUCUGUUUUAUGAUUUCUCUUUCUUUACCUUUCCAUCUGUUAUCUGUUCUUUUCCCUCUUAUUGUCAGUACUCUUUUCUUUUUUCUUUCUUUCUUUUUUUCUUUCCUUUUCUUUUUUCUUUCUUUCUUUCUUUCUUUCCAGUCGUUUUUAUUGUUUAGUCUUUCUUUCAAACUGUUCUUUCUCUCAAACAUCCACUCAGGUUUCUCUUUCUAUUGCCCGACCUUUCCAUCUGUUAUCUGUUCGUUCUUUUUCUCUCGGACAAAUACUCUUUCUUUCUUUCUUUCUUUCUUUCUUUCUUUUUUCUUUCAGUCGUUAUUGUUUAGUUUUUUCUUUCAAACUGUUCUUUCUCUCAAACAUCCACUCUCUGUUUUUUUGAUUUCUUUUCUCUCUCCUUUCCAUCUGUUAUCUGUUUAUUCUUUUCUCUCUCGGACAAAUACUCUUUGUCUCUUUUUUUCUUUCUUUCUUUCUUUCUUUCUUUCUUUCCCACUUUCUUUCAGUCGUUGCAUUUCACUUUCUUUCAAACUGUUCUUUCUCUCAAACGUCCACUCUCUUGUUUUGAUUUCGUUUACCUUUCCAUCUGUUAUCUGUUCGUUCUUUUUCUCUCGGACAAAUACUCUUUGUCUUCACUACUCUUCUUUCUUUCUUUCUUUCUUUCUUUUCUUUCUUUCUUUCCAUUUCUUUCUUUCAGUCGUUGCAUUGUUUAGUCGUUGUUCUUUCUUCAAACAUCCCUCUGUUUUCUUUCUAUUGCCCGACCUUUCCAUCUGUUAUCUGUUCGGUUUUUCUUUCUUUCUUUCUUUCUUUCUUUCAGUCGUUGCAUUGUUUAGUCGUUUACAUUGUUUCCAUUCUCUCAAACGUCCACUUCUUUUUAUGAUUUCUCUUUCUAACCUUUCCAUCUGUUAUCUGUUCGUUCUUUUCCUCUCGGACAAAUACUCUUUCUUUCUCUCCACUGUUCUCUUUUCUCAAACGUCCAACGUUUUUUAUGAUUUCUUUCUUUCUAUUAUCUGUUCCUUUCCAUCUGUUAUCUGUCUUUUUUUCUUUUUUCUUUCUUUCUUUCUCGUUGCAUUGUUUACAAAACUGUUCUUUCUCUCAAACUCCACUUUUGUUUUCUGGUUUCUUUUCAUUCACCGACCUUUCCAUCUGUUAUCUUUCGUUCUUUUCCCUCUCGGACAAAUACUCUUUCUUUCUUUCUUUCUUUCUUUUCUUUCUUUCUUUCUUUCAGUCGUUGCAUUGUUUAGUCACUUUCUUUUUCAAACUUUCUUUUUCUUUUCUUUUCUCUUUCUAUUGCCCGGACUUUCCAUUUCUGUUCGUUCUUUUCCUCUCGGACAAAUACUCUUUUCUUUCUUUCUUUCUUUUCUUUUCUUUUCUUUCUUUCUUUCUCUUUCUUUUCAGUCGUUGCAUUGUUUAGUCGUUUACUUUCUAUCUGUUCUCCUUUCUCUCAAACGUCUGUUCUGUUUUAUGAUUUCUCUCAAUCUGUUAUCUGUUCCACAAAUACUCUUUCUUUUUUUCUUUCUUUCUUUCUUUCUUUUUUUCUUUCUUUCUUUCAGUCGUUGCAUUGUUUACACUUUCCAAACUGUUAUCUCUCAAACGUCCACUCUCUUUUUCUUUUCUCUUUUCUAUUCCCCGACCUUUCCAUCUGUUAUCUGUUCGUUCUUUUUUCUCGGACUUUACUCUUUCUUUCUUUCUUUUCUUUCUUUCUUUCUUUCUUUCUUUCUUCAGUCGUUGCAUUGUUUAGUCACUUUUCUUUCAAACUGUUCUUUCUCUCAAACAUCCACUUCUCUGUUUUCUGAUUUCUCUUUCUAUUGCCUUUUCCAUCUGUUAUCUUUAUCGUUCUUUUUCAAAAUACAUCUCUUUUCUUUCUUUCUUUCUUUUCUUUCUUUCUUUCUUUCUUUCAGUCGUUGCAUUGUUUUAGUCGUUUACUUUCUAUCUGUUCUCCUUUCUCUCAAAACGUCCACUCUCUCUUCGUUUUACAAAUCUGUUCUCCUUUCUCUCAAACGUCCACUUUCUCUUCUAUUGCCCGACCUUUCCAUCUGUUAUCUGUUCGUUUUUUCUCUCGGACAAAUUUUUGUCUUCACUACGUUGCAUUGUUUAGUCGUUUACUUUCUAUCUGUUCUCCUUUCUCUCAAACGUCCACUUCUCUGUUUUCUGAUUUCUCUUUCUAUUGCCCGACCUUUCCAUCUGUUAUCUGUUCGUUCUUUUCCCUCUCGGACAAAUACUCUUUCUUUCUUUCUUUCUUUCUUUCUUUCUUUCUUUCUUUCUUUCUUUCAGUCGUUGCAUUGUUUAGUCGUUUACUUUCUAUCUGUUCUCCUUUCUCUCAAACGUCCACUCUCUCUGUUUUAUGAUUUCUCUUUCUAUUCCCCGACCUUUCCAUCUGUUAUCUGUUCGUUCUUUUCCCUCUCGGACAAAUACUCUUUCUUUCUUUCUUUCUUUCUUUCUUUCUUUCUUUCAGUCAUUUCACUUUCUUUCAAACUUUCAAACGUCCACUCUCUCUGUUUUCUUUUCUCUUUCUAUUGCCCGAAUCUGUUAUCUGUUCGUUCUUUUCUCUCUCGGACAAAUCUCUUUGUCUUCACUUUUUCUUUCUUUCUUUCUUUCUUUCUUUCUUUCUUUCUUUCUUUCAGUCGUUGCAUUUCGUUGCAUUGUUUAGUCACUUUCUUUCAAACUGUUCUUUCUCUCAAACGUCCACUCUCUCUGUUUUCUGAUUUCUCUUUCUAUUGCCCGACCUUUCCAUCUGUUAUCUGUUCGUUCUUUUCUCUCUCGGACAAAUACUCUUUGUCUUCACUACUCUUUCUUUCUUUCUUUCUUUCUUUCUUUCUUUCUUUCUUUCUUUCAGUCUCACUUUCUUUCAAACUGUUUCUUUCUCUCAAACGUCCAUUCCCUCUUUCUAUUGACCUUUCCAUCUGUUAUCUGUUCGUUCUUUUUCUCUCUCGGACAAAUACUCUUUGUCUUCACUACUCUUUCUUUCUUUCUUUCUUUCUUUCUUUCUUUCUUUCUUUCUUUCAGUCGUUGCAUUGUUUAGUCGUUUACUUUCUAUCUGUUCUCCUUUCUCUCAAACGUCCACUCUCUCUGUUUUAUGAUUUCUCUUUCUAUUGUUUCCAUCUGUUAUCUGUUCGUUCUUUCCUCUCGGACAAAUACUCUUUCUUUCUUUCUUUUUUCUUUCUUUUUUUUCUUUCUUUUUCUUUCUUUCUUUCAGUCGUUGCCACUUUCUUUCAAACUGUUCUUUCUCUCAAACGUCCACUCUCUCUGUUUUCUGAUUUCUCUUUCUAUUGCCCGACCUUUCCAUCUGUUAUCUGUUCGUUCUUUUCUCUCUCGGACAAAUACUCUUUGUCUUCACUACUCUUUCUUUCUUUCUUUCUUUCUUUCUUUCUUUCUUUCUUUCUUUCAGUCGUUGCAUUUUUAGGGUUUUUUUCUUUUCAUCUAUUCUUUCCUUCUUUCCAUCUGUUAUCUGUUCGUUCUUUUCCCUCUCGGACAAAUCUCUUUCUUUUUCUAUUUUUUUCAUUACUUUCUUUCACUUUCUUUCAAACUGUUCUUUCUCUCAAACGUCCACUCUCUCUGUUUUCUUUUCCUUCUGUUAGAUUCAUCCUUUCGUUCUUAUCUUCCACUAAUCACUUUGUCUUCACAUUUUCUUUCCUUUCCUUCGGAUUUCUACCACAUCUAUUCUUUGAAAAGUUGGCAUCACCAUUACUCUCUUCCUUUCAGCUUUUCCUUCUGUUAGAUUCAUCCUUUCUAUUAUCUUCCACUAAUCACUUCCAUUCUAUCCUCCUUCAUCCUGUCUCUUUGCCUCCAUUUCGUGAGCAAACACGCAUCAACUCUCCUUCCUAUCCACUCCUUUUACCUUUCUUUCUUUUUUUCCUCUUUUUUCCUCUUACUUUGUCUUCAUCUAUUUUUAGCUCAACGAUUAACUCCUCGUAUCGAUCAUGUCACUGUUUCUUAAUUUUUACUCUCCCUUUAAUUCUUACGCUCUCUCUCUCUCUCUCUCUCUCUCUCUCUCUCUCUCUCAUAUUCUUUCUCUCUUCUGACUUCACUUUAUACUUAUAUAUAUUUCCAGUUCAUCUUUUCUCCUCUCUUUCAUCCCCUCUCUUUUUUUCUACCAAUGAGUAUUGCAGCAGACCUGUUCUUUUUCUCAUGUCCUUUUCUUCAUUCUGUUUGUCUGUGCGUCUUUUUUAA